AUGAAUGUUCUUCGUUUUUCCAUUCAAUUACGAACUCAAUUUAUGCGUGAGGAAUGUUUAAAAGAACAAGAAGAAAAUGAGUCAAUUCUUGAUGAAAAUAUUAAUUCAAUUGAAAAUGAAACAACAAUUGCUCAAAAUGUUGACUCAACAGGAAAAUGGCGUCGUCGAUUUGAAUCGAAAAUGAUUAAUAAAUGUAGUAACCCAAAAGAACUUUCAUUUUUUCAUCAUCAAUCAACUGUUAUUCGAUUGGUGAAUAUUUUAUUAGGCGUUGGAGAAACGAUAUUAAUCGGUGGGAUUAUGUGCUUUUGGAUUGUUGGUUUGGUUCCUCAAAAUCGUAUUAAUGAUCGAUUUCAAGAUCCACCUAAACUUCGUAGACCAACUGUUGAAAUUCUUGGAAUUGGAGAAGCAGAAACAACUUGA
Molecule: messenger RNA, 420 nt
Organism: Rotaria socialis
Lineage: Eukaryota; Metazoa; Rotifera; Eurotatoria; Philodinida; Philodinidae
Source: the annotation of a GenBank genome assembly